AUGGUUCGCCUCAGCUAUUUCCUCUCUUUGGCCUUGGCUGCUCAAGGACUUCACGCCGCUCCCACUGCCCAGGGUCUCAUGGAGACCCGAGAUGUCGUCCUCCCUCGUCAGCGAAACAGCCCGGCCCAACAAGGCCAGAGCAGCCCGGUUCCCGCUGGCGGGAAGGCCGCCGCCGACGCCCAGGCCGACAAGAUUUCCAAGACGCCUGACCCGUUCCCCAACCCGCAGACCGAAGGCCAGCGCCAGGGAAACCGCGGCAGCACCAAGUUCGACCCGUCCCUGGCCAACCUCGGCCGGGAGCCCGCCGGCGGCAAGGAGGCCUCGGAGAAGGAGGCCGACCGCAUCUCCAAGACACCCGACCCAUUCCCCAACCCGCAGACCGAAGGCCAGCGCCAGGGAAACCGCGGCAGCACCAAGUUCGACCCGUCCCUGGCCAACCUCGGCCCGGAGCCCGCCGGCGGCAAGGAGGCCGCGGAGAAGGAGGCCGACCGCAUCUCCAAGACACCCGACCCGUUCCCCAACCCUAAUACCGAGGCCCAGCGUCAGGGGCAGCGCGGUGGCACCAAGUUCAAGGACACGCCCGAAGGCCAGGCUGCGGCGGCGGCGGCCGACAAGGCCAAGAGCCCGUCGGCGGAACCUGCUGGUGGCAAGGAAGCUUCAGAGAAGGAGGCCGACAGGAUCUCCAAGACUCCUGAUCCGUUCCCCAACCCUAAGACUGAAGCGCAACGACAGGGGGACCGCGGCAGCACCAAGUUCAAGGACACGCCCCAGGGCGCAGCUGCCGCUGCCGCCGCCGCCGGCCGAGGCGGCCGCCAGUAA
Molecule: messenger RNA, 819 nt
Organism: Cordyceps fumosorosea ARSEF 2679
Lineage: Eukaryota; Fungi; Ascomycota; Sordariomycetes; Hypocreales; Cordycipitaceae
Exons: 2
Coding region: 1-819 (272 amino acids)
Source: RefSeq, a predicted model, not a curated record